This is a messenger RNA of Prorocentrum cordatum, 210 nucleotides long. The record is from the annotation of a GenBank genome assembly. Lineage: Eukaryota; Dinophyceae; Prorocentrales; Prorocentraceae.
GCCAGCAUGGUGAGCGCCGACCGCGAAAGCGGCCUGGUCUGGACGCUCAAGGAGCUCCGCUUUGCGUCCCUCUGGGGCGAGAAGAAGCAGGAGGAGCUCGACGGCAAGGACGCCAGCCUGGCGAAGGUGCGGGAGGAGCUGGAGGAGGCUCAGGGACAGCUCAAGGAACUCAGGGCGCAGUCCGAAGCCUCCGCGGCCUCUGCUGCGCAG